Molecule: messenger RNA, 1232 nt
Organism: Solanum verrucosum
Lineage: Eukaryota; Viridiplantae; Streptophyta; Magnoliopsida; Solanales; Solanaceae
Product: E3 ubiquitin-protein ligase RING1-like
Exons: 2
Coding region: 60-935 (291 amino acids)
Biological process (GO): protein ubiquitination
Cellular component (GO): cytoplasm
Molecular function (GO): ubiquitin protein ligase activity
Source: RefSeq, a predicted model, not a curated record
GCUUUUGUCUUUUCACAUCACAAUAAUAUUCCAUCCGUUUUCCCACUUACAUACACCAAAUGUCCACCACCAUCGCAACUCCGCCACAGCGCCACCAUACUUUCUGGUGCCACGAAUGCGACAUGAGCGUCUUCCUCCUUCACCCACCCCCCAAUAAUCCUCGUUGCCCUCACUGCCAUUCCGAUUUCCUCGAACAUAUGGACUCUAUUACCCCUACCAUUCUUCCCCAAUUUCCAAAUCACCCUAACCCUACCUCUGACAUUGAAACCCCUACCACUUUUACUCCCUCCGACGACAACUUCCUCCUCAAUAGUCCUUAUCUCCACCGUCUAAUUCGCCAUCUCACCACCACUAACGACGCUCCCACCCCCAAUCCUCACAACAAUUCUGCUUCCAGAUCAGCUGUGGCGGCACUUGAACUACUUCAAAUUACCUCUUCUAUGCUUGAGAAUGAUCCGGUUAUUCCUUGUGCAGUUUGCAAAGACCAGUUUUUACUCGACAUGCAAGUUAAAAUGUUGCCUUGCAAACACAUGUAUCAUUCUGAUUGUAUUUUACCAUGGCUAGAAAUGAACAAUUCAUGUCCAGUUUGUAGGUUCCAGUUACCUACGGAGGAAGAUGAGGUUUGCCGUAGACGUCAGAAUUUUGUUGCAGCAAUGAGGUUGGAAGAGUUUCUGGGUGAGCAAGAGGAUUUGUUUGGGUUUAGGCGAACACUUAGACGUGUUGCCAGGAGGCAUCAGCUCGACAGGGAGGAUACAACUAGGGGUGACAGUUUGGAGUUUCUGCUUUCCCCUACUCAGAUUGGCCAGACUGGUCAAGGAGAUGGGGUUGUUGCGAGGGCUAAUAGUGUGGAGACCGUAUCAAGUUGGCCGAAUUGGCCACCCGAAAGUGGUAGUGAAGAUGAAGUAGGUGGGAGUGGUAACACAUUUGGUGGUUAAUGGGAUACGGUUGUCAGGUCUUGAAGUUGGCCUUCUUCUUUAAGCAGUGUUAAGGUACUGUAUAGUUGUUACUACUAAUUAGGACUAUCCAAGAGAAUAAUUUUGACAUAAAUCUUCUGGAGAAUUGUAAAUCAUGAUGCAUAACUACGCUUCUGCCAAUAAUCAAACAAGCAAGUGUUAAAAUCCUGGAACUUUUGUUAUGGCAAUUUCAUGUGUUGCUUGUCAAAAUAGUAGUCUAUUGUGAUACCUGUAAAGCAAUAAUAACAUUCUCAAAUUUUGGUUGAAGCUGGAUAUUGU